This is a messenger RNA of Apiotrichum porosum, 1617 nucleotides long. RefSeq lists its product as uncharacterized. The record is from RefSeq and is a predicted model, not a curated record. Gene Ontology annotation, biological process: amino acid transmembrane transport. Gene Ontology annotation, molecular function: amino acid transmembrane transporter activity. Lineage: Eukaryota; Fungi; Basidiomycota; Tremellomycetes; Trichosporonales; Trichosporonaceae. Gene Ontology annotation, cellular component: membrane. The transcript is spliced from 6 exons. Bases 1 to 1617 code for a protein of 538 amino acids.
AUGUCCAUCGACAAAGAGAAGCUCGGCGACUCUGUCGUGUCAGAAAUGGCAGUCAACGACUAUGACAAUCUGCGCGCCGAAGGCCACCUGAAGCAGACGAUCCGUGGCCUCAAGCCGCGCCACAUCCAGGUCAUGGCUAUCUCGGGCGCCAUUGGUACUGGUCUCUUUGUCGGUACAGGUUCAACUUUGCACAAGGCCGGCCCCCUUAGCCUUCUCCUCUCCUACGUCCUCUUUUCCUUCAUUACUUGGAUUACUUUCCGUGGAAUGGGAGCCAUGGUCUCGCAGCUGCCCGUCGACGGUGGGUUUCUGUACUUUGCCAAGCGUUACGUCAGCCCAUCGUUUGGGUUUGCCCUCGGUUGGCUCUACGUCUACAACGGUGCCGCUCUGGUGGCCGCCGAAGUCGCUGCUAUUGCCGCCCUCAUCAACUUUUGGAACGACACGAUUAACAAUGCUGCGUGGUGUGCCAUUAUCAUUGUCAUUUUCUUUGCUCUGAACACGAUCGGCGUUCGUGUAUUCGGUGAAGGAGAAUUCUGGCUCUCGAUCGGCAAACUCAUUCUCGUCUUUGCUCUGAUGCUGUUCACCUUGAUCACCAUGGCCGGCGGCAACCCCCAACAUGACGCAUUUGGGUUCCGAUACUGGAAAUCCGGACCGGUAAUGAACGAGUAUGUUGCCACCGGAAGCCUUGGGCGUUUCCUAGGCUUUUGGAGCUGUAUGACGACUGCAGCCUACACCUUUGGUGGCCCCGAAUGGGUUAGCUUCACCGCCGGUGAGGCCAUGUCUCCCCGUCGCGUCCUCCCAUCGGUCUUCAAGCGCGUCAUUUUCCGUCUCCUGUUCUUUUACAUCGGCGGUGUCCUCUGCGUGACCAUUCUUAUGCCCUCGAGCGACCCUGACCUUGGCAAGUCUCUCCCGGGCGCCGGCUCCUCUCCAUUCGUCCUUGCCUCCGUUCGUCUGGGCAUUCCAAUCUUCCCCCACGUCUUGAACGCCGUCAUUUUCACCUCUGCCUUCUCCUGCGGCCUCGAACUGUCGUUUGCUGCCUCCCGUGGUCUGUACGGCCUUGCUCUCGAGGGUAGCGCCCCGCGGAUUUUCACAAGGACGGCUCGAGGAGUGCCCGUCUACUGCGUCAUCGUUGUCUGUGCCAUUGCCUGUCUGUCAUUCAUGAGCGCCUCGACGAGCUCGUCCGAAGCUUUCAACUGGAUUGUCAACCUCACGGGAUCCGCCUUGCUUCUCAUCUACGGUCUGAUGAACUAUAUCUAUGUCCGAUGGUACAAGGCAAACAAGGCCCAGGAUAAGGACAUGUCGAAGAUGCCCCGCGGUCAACUGUACCUGUGUUACAUUGGCAUGUUUGUCUAUCUCCUGAUGUGGAUUACGAACGGAUUUGCCGUCUUUGUCAACGGUGGAUGGUCUGUUCGUGACUUCUUUUUCGCCUACUUUGCCAUCGUUGUCUUCGUCGUUGCAUACGUCACCCACAGCGUUUUCAAGAGCCACACGUUCAAAGAGCCUCCCCUCGAAGAGGUGGACGUGACAUCCGGUAUCGCAGCCUUUGACGAGAUGGAGGCCAACGAGCCCCCUCUGGAGAACACACGUCUUGCUCGCUUCAACCGCUGGCUUUGGGGAUAG